AUGCAAUGGGUUGAGGGGUUGGGAUGCCAAUGCUACCCCCAAGCAGCCAAAAUAAAAACAGACGUAUGUGAUACGAUCACGAAAGCAAUGAGUUCACUUGAAAAUAUCCCACAAAAUGAGGUGAAUUGCACGAUGGUAUAUCUGCUCGGUCACCCUAAUCAAGCGCUUUUGGACAUUAAUUUUUAUAACGUCCUACAAAGCGUGAACGAGCGCGAAUUGGCGAAACAACUAAGUGAAUUGUUUGACAACGUAACGGAGAAGUGCAAGGAUCAAAGAGGACCUGUUGUGGGCAAAGUACAGCUAGAAGGUAAGUUCUAA
This is a messenger RNA of Dicrocoelium dendriticum, 318 nucleotides long. Lineage: Eukaryota; Metazoa; Platyhelminthes; Trematoda; Plagiorchiida; Dicrocoeliidae. The record is from the annotation of a GenBank genome assembly.